UUCAUUAUGAUUCUUUAAGAGAAACUCUGACGAUCAAAGGUGUGGUGUUCAGCGAUUUUGUGUAAAACUUAUAUGUUUUCAAUAUAGUUUACUAAGUAAUCUAUAAUUUGAUUUGAAAUAAUGGAAGAAUCAGAUGUUGGCGAACCACCGCCAAACAUCGUUGUAGCUUCUGUUGAUGCUGUAAUAAAGUACUUAAGAGACGUUUCGAUUAGCUUAUUUGAAGAAGAUUCUUAUGUACUGAUUGAUAACGUAUUUGUCACAGAUUAUGCAAAAGAAUUGUUAAAAAAGUUUAUAUUGGAAUCACAAUGUAAAUCCAUUAUUGUUUAUCGAACUACAUCAUUAAAAGAUGAGGUCGAAAAUGAGUCAGCUGCAACUUCUGAUUACUUUUAUGGAUUGCAGUUGUCUGUGCAGUUUAUUUCUGAAAAAGAAACAUCAAUUGCAUUUAUAAAGCGGGGUGCUGUUAUUGAGGCUGACAAAAAAAUAAGUAACCAACUCCAUAUUUUAAAUAUGGUUAGUUCAACUCCAUUUGACAUGCUACACUCUUGCAUUAGUAAUGCUGUAUCUCCUUUUUUUAAAACAUAUGUCAAAAAAUCUGGUAAGUCAGACAGAGAAGGUGAUAAGAUGGUGCCAUCAGUUGAGAAAAAAAUUGCUGAAUUAGAAAUGGGGCUAUUGCAUUUGCAGCAAAAUAUUGAUAUUCCUGAGAUUACUCUACAAAUUCAUCCAUUUGUUCAGGGUUUAUUGAAAAAAGCAGAAGCUGAAAAACGGAAAGUUACUCAAGAUGAUUAUGCAGAAAAAGCAGACGAUUCUACUUUCCUAAAUUCUUUACAAAAUCAAGUUAACCGAUGGAUUCGAGAAAUUCAAAAGGUUACUAAGUUGGAGCGAGAUCCAGCCUCUGGAAAUGCGUUGCAAGAGAUCAGUUUUUGGUUAAAUUUGGAGAAAGCUUUGCAUCGAAUUGAAGAUAAGCAAGAAAGUCCUGAAGUAAAACUAACCUUGGAUAUACUAAAAUUUGCAAAACGUUUUCAUGCAAUUGUUAGCUUUACUAAUGAUACUGGUUUAAAACAAGGUCUGCAAACUGUUGCUAACUAUAAUCCUCUUAUGAAAGACUUUCCGUUAGAUCAAUUACUUUCAGCAACUGAGUUAGAAAGAAUUAAAGAUGCUUUAGUUGGAAUUUUUGGGCAUUUAAAAAAAAUUAAGUUAUCACAAUAUCCUGUUCAACGGUGCUUACGUUUAAUUGAGGCUAUUUCUAAAGAUCUAAUGUCACAAUUGUUAAAAGUACUUUCAACUAAGAAGCUUAUGCUUAUGAAUUAUGAAGAUUUUGAAAAGGUAAUGAUUGGGACAUUUUCUGUUUUACUUGCUUGGGAUGAUGAGUAUGAUCGUCUGCAGCAAAUCUUGCGUGAUAUGGCUAAAAAAAAAAGAGACGAUAGCCUCAAAACAAUGUGGAGAGUUAAUCCUAGUCAUAAAAAAUUGCAAGCACGAUUAGAUGAUAUGAGAAAAUUCCGAAAACAACACGAGCAGUUAAGAAUUGUGAUAUUAAGAGUGCUGCGUCCUGCAACUGCUAAACUUUCCAUUGAAGUUGUUUCUGAUAAUAUUGAUGAACAUAUGGUGGAUAUGGCAGAUGCAAAUGCGGUUCAAGAGGUUGAUCUUGCUUAUGAAUAUUUCAAAGAAGUUGAUCCAUUAGAUGUAACCAAAGAUGGAAAUGAAGCCUGGGAAACAGCUUUGAAAUAUUAUGGAGAGAGAAUUGACAGAGUUGAAACUAGAAUAACAGCCAGACUAAGAGAUCAAUUAGGAACAGCCAAGAAUGCUAAUGAGAUGUUUAGAAUAUUUUCUAGAUUUAAUGCUCUUUUUGUGCGUCCCAGAAUAAGAGGUGCAAUUCGAGAGUACCAAAAGUUACUUAUUGGUUUAGUCAAGGAAGAUAUUGAUUCUUUACAUGAUAAAUUUAAAGUUCAAUAUCCUCAUAGUAAAGCUUCAAAGAUGAGUAAAGUUCGUGAUCUUCCUCCAGUAUCUGGAUCAAUUAUUUGGGCCAAAGAGAUUGAAAGGCAGCUUCGAACUUAUCUCAAGAGAGUUGAAGAUGUUUUAGGUAAAGAUUGGGAAAACCAUAUCGAAGGGCAAGGAUUAAAAGCUGACGGUGAUAAUUUUAGACAAAAGCUUAACACUCAAGAAAUAUUUGAUGAUUGGUCCCAGCAAGUUCAACAGAGAGCUCUUCUUGUUGUUGGCAGAUUGUUUGCCAUUGAUUCACAUAAGACAAGAAGUGGCCCUAUUAAAACAAUUCUUAGGAUCCGUGUAAACUUUUUAAAAGAAGUAAUAACACUAGCUAAAGAGGUCAGGAAUUUAAAAUGGCUUGGAUUUAGAGUACCACUAGCCAUUGUUAGACAAGCAAACGACGCCAAUCAAUAUUAUCCAUCAGCAAUAUCGCUUAUUGAGAGCAUUCGAACAUAUGAAAUAACAAAUAAUAAGGUACUUGAAAAACCAACUAUUAUUCCAUUAGUUGCUGGAGUUAGACGUGAUAUUCAAACUUUAGUUGCAGAGGGAAUUGGUCUUGAAUGGAUGUCUUAUAAACUGAUGCCUUAUGUGAUGAGACUUUCUGAAGCAGUAACUGGAUAUCAAGAAAAGGUUGAAGAAUUACUUACUAGCAUUCAGAAAAUUGAUAUUGAAGUUCAAUCUUUAUCUACUUGUGCUUAUAAGCCUGAAGUGUUUGAGGAAAUUCUUUCAAAAAUACAGAAAGCUGUAGAUGAGUUAAAUCUGCAUAGUUAUUCAAAUUUAAAUGCUUGGGUCCGUAGUCUAGAUGAACAGGUUGAAAACAAACUUGCUGCCCGCCUGCAAGCUGGCUUAAAAGAGUGGAUAAAAUCAUUAAAAAAAGAAAAUGAACUUAUUGAUGACAAAGAGUUAGCUGCAUACAGACCUGGAGGGUUUGCAGACAUCAAAUCGAUGCGCAUUGAGUUUCAUAUAAUGAAUCAUGUCAUUAGUGUUAAUCCAUCUGUAGAAAGUUGUAGAGAGCAUCUUUACAACGAAUAUGCUUCUUGGGUAGAAGUAAUUACAGGGUUACGUAAAAUACAAAGCCAAAGAUAUCAGGUAGGAAUUGAAGUUCAUGAGGAGGUAACUACUAAGUAUAGAGAUUUAUUAGAAAAAUUACCAGAUCCAUCUGGAAUUCAGACAUAUGACGUUUAUGUUGAAAUUGAGCAUUUGAUGAACUUAAUUACAGUUUAUUGCAAAGAAUGGCUUAAUUUUCAGUCUUUAUGGGAUGUUGAAAUGGUCAAUGUUCUUCCUCAAUUAAAAACACUUGAAAAUUGGAUGGAUAUGCUUGGGGACAUAAAGGCAAGUCGUCACACUUUCGACACAGCUGAAACGUUUAAAGAAUUUGGUCCAAUAAUAAUUGAUUUCAAUGCAAUUCAAACUAAAGUAAAUUUAAAAUAUGAUACACUUCAAAAAGCUGUUGUUCAACAAUUCGGUACUCGUCUGGGAGAAGAAAUUUCAGAUUUUUUUGUAAAUGUUUCUAAGGCUAGAAGUGAUUUAGAACAACAGUCACUUGAAGUAGCUAGUACAGCAGAAGCUGUAACAUUUAUUACUUAUGUGCAAGGGCUUAAGCGCAAAAUUAAACUAUGGGAAAAAAGUGUCAUGGAGUUCCGUGAAGGUCAAAAAAUUCUCGAACGUCAAAGAUAUCAAUUUCCAACAUUUUGGUUAUAUUCUGACAAUGUUGAUGGAGAGUGGGGAGCUUUUAAUGAUAUUUUAAAGAGAAAAGAUAGUGCUAUUCAGAAUCAAAUAUCAACAUUGCAACACAAAAUAAUUGCUGAAGAUCAAUCAGUUGAAGAAAGGACAUACAAUCUUCUUGUUGAAUGGGAGAAAGAAAAACCUGUUUCAGGUGUAAUUAAGUCUGAGACAGCUCUUAAUACUCUGGCUAUAUUUGAAGGUAAAUUUAAUCGUCUUAAAGAAGACAGAGAUAAUAUUCAAAAAGCCAAAGAAGCUCUUGAGCUCAUUGAAAUCGGAAACUUGCCUCCUUCAGAAGAACGUGUACAAGUAGCUAUUGAAGAGCUUGUUGACUUCAAAUCAGUUUGGAGUGAAUUAGAUAGAGUUUGGUCUCAACUAGAUGCUUUAAAAGAACAAACAUGGGUUUCUGUGUUACCUAGGAAGCUUAGACAGUCUUUGGAUAAUAUUGCCAAUGGAUUAAAGUUGUUACCAGCAAGAAUGAGACAGUAUGCUGCAUUUGACUAUGUGCAAAAAAUUAUCAAAGGGUAUCUUAAGGUUAAUGUCUUAAUUGUGGAAUUAAAAUCAGAGGCUCUAAAAGAGCGUCACUGGAAACAAUUGACAAGAAAAUUAAAUGUGAAGCUGUCAUUUACUGAUUUGACUUUAGGCCAAAUAUGGGAUUGUAACCUCGAAAAAAAUGAACUUAUUGUUAAAGAUGUUAUUAGUGUAGCCCAAGGGGAGUUAGCUCUUGAGGAGUUUUUAAAACAGGUUAAAGAAGCCUGGCAGUCAUUUGAAUUAGAAUUAGUUUCAUAUCAAAAUAGAUGCAAAUUAAUUCGUUCCUGGGAUGAAUUAUUUGAUAAAGUGAAGGAGCAUAUCAAUAGUGUUUCAGCUAUGAAGCUUUCUCCUUAUUACAAGGUGUUUGAGGAAGAUGCUGUACAAUGGGAAGAUAAGUUAAAUAGAAUUUUAAACUUGUUUGAUGUAUGGAUUGAUGUUCAAAGAAGAUGGGUCUACUUAGAUGGUAUUUUUUCAGGUAGUGGAGAUAUACAGCAUUUGUUACCAAUUGAAACGCAAAGAUUUGGAAGCAUAAGUUCUGAAUUCUUAACAUUAAUGCGCAAAGUUGGAAAGGCACCUUUAGUUCUUGAUAUUUUAAACAUUCCUGGAGUACAACGUAUACUUGAGCGUUUAGGUGAUUUACUAGGAAAGAUUCAAAAAGCACUUGGAGAAUAUCUUGAACGUGAGAGAGCAUCUUUUCCUAGAUUUUAUUUUGUUGGUGAUGAAGACUUACUUGAAAUUAUUGGUAACAGUAAAAAUGUUGGUAGGUUACAAAAGCACUUUAAAAAGAUGUUUGCUGGUAUUCAUACAAUUUCUUUAAAUGCUGACUCAACUGUUGUUAAUGGAAUUUGCAGUAAAGAAGGAGAAGAAGUUCAUUUUAUUACUCCUGUUUCUUUAAUUGACUUUCCAAAAAUAAAUGAGUGGCUUAGUAAAGUUGAAGAGCAGAUGCGAUUGACUUUAGCAACAUUGUUAGCACGUUCUAUUAAGGACAUUCAAGCUUUUAGUGGAAAAGAAAUAGACACUGCAACAUAUAUGAAUUGGGUUGAUAAAUAUCAAGCUCAGUUAGUUAUUUUAUCUGCUCAGAUUUUUUGGUCUGAGCAAUGUGAAAAUGCUCUUGUUUCGAUACCAAAUGGAGAUACUGCAAAAAUACACGAGGUUUUAGCAGUUGUUGAGAAAACAUUAAAUAUUUUGGCUGAUUCAGUUUUGCAAGAGCAGCCUGUUGUUCGACGUCUAAAGCUUGAGCAAUUGAUAACUGAGCUUGUUCAUCAAAGAGAUGUGACUAGAAUGCUUAUUAAACAUGGUACACCUGAUGCCAAAUCUUUUCAGUGGUUAUCUCAAAUGAGAUUUUAUUUUGAUCCGAAGCAAAAGAAUGUUCUGGAACAGCUUUCAAUUUGUAUGGCAAAUGCAAAAUUCAAUUAUGGUUUUGAAUAUCUUGGUAUCCAAGAAAAGCUUGUUCAGACCCCAUUAACAGAUAGGUGCUAUUUAACAAUGACACAAGCAUUAGAAGGCCGAUUAGGUGGUUCUCCUUUUGGCCCUGCCGGUACUGGUAAAACUGAAUCAGUAAAAGCACUAGGUAACCAGCUGGGAAAGUUUGUAUUAGUAUUUAAUUGUGAUGAAAAUUUUGAUUUCCAAGCAAUGGGAAGAAUUUUUAUUGGGUUAUGUCAAGUUGGUGCAUGGGGUUGUUUUGAUGAAUUUAAUCGUCUUGAGGAAAGGAUGUUAUCAGCUGUUUCACAACAAAUUCAAACUAUUCAAAUAGCUCUCAAACAAGGUUGUCCUGAACCAGGUGUUCCGAUUACCAUACAGUUAAUUGGAAAAGAAGUUAAAGUCAGUGAAGAAAUGGCAAUUUUUAUAACAAUGAAUCCUGGCUAUGCAGGAAGAUCUAAUCUACCAGAUAAUUUAAAAAAAUUGUUUAGAAGUCUUGCCAUGACAACACCUGAUCGUCAAUUAAUAUCUCAAGUAAUGUUGUAUUCACAAGGCUUUAGGACUGCUGAAGUUCUUGCUGGAAAAGUUGUACCUUUUUUCAAGUUGUGUCGUGAACAACUUUCAUGUCAGUCACAUUAUGAUUUUGGGUUAAGAGCUUUAAAAAGUGUUCUUAUUAGUGCUGGUAAUGUCAAGCGUGAAAAAAUAUUGCAAUUAAAGAAAAAUUUAAAUGUUCAAGAAAUAAAUGAAACACGUAUUUCUGAAAAUUUAAAUGAACAAGAAAUAAUCAUUCAAAGUAUUUGCGAAACAAUGAUUCCAAAGCUAAUUGCAGAAGAUAUUCCGCUAAUUCACAGCUUGUUAGCAGAUGUGUUUCCAGGAGUAAAGUAUGUAGGUGCGGAGAUGUCAAGUCUACGAAAUGAAAUUAUGAAAGUUUGCAAAGAAAUGUAUCUUGUGUAUGGUGAAAAUGUUGAUUCGGGUGCUUUAUGGGUUGAAAAGGUUCUUCAAUUGUAUCAAAUAUCAUGUAUUCAUCAUGGUUUAAUGAUGGUGGGUCCCAGUGGAUCAGGGAAAUCAAUGGCAUGGAAGGUUUUACUAAAGGCUUUAGAAAGAUAUGAAGGGGUUCAAGGGGUUGCGCAUGUAAUAGAUCCUAAGGCUAUAUCUAAAGAAGAUCUAUAUGGUGUACUUGAUCCAAAUACUCGAGAAUGGUCUGAUGGACUCUUUACACAUACACUCAGAAAAAUUAUAGACAAUGUUAGAGGUGAGCUGACAAAGCGACAGUGGAUCAUAUUUGAUGGGGAUGUUGAUCCAGAAUGGGUAGAGAAUUUAAACAGCGUUCUUGACAAUACAAAAUUGCUAACUCUUCCAAAUGGUGAACGUUUAAGCAUACCCCAUAAUGUUCGAAUUAUGUUUGAAGUUCAAGACUUAAAGUAUGCAACUUUAGCAACAGUUAGUCGUUGUGGUAUGGUAUGGUUCUCACAUGAGGUAGUUUCUUCUGAAAUGAUUGUUGAAAACUAUUUGUCUAAAAUUAAGAAUGUUCUUGUUGAGGAGUCAGAAGAUGAUUAUAAAAAUAAAAUGGUUGGCAAUGAAGUUUCUCUUUCACCUACUCUACAGGUUCAAAGAAACUUUGCUGAUUGUUUAACACCUUACCUUGUAUCAAAUGGGUUAGUACUGAAAACAAUAGAGUUUGCCUCAACCAAAGAUCAUAUAAUGGAUUUUACAAAAAUGAGAGCCUUAAGCUCUCUUUUUUCUAUUUUAAAUCAAGGUUUAAGAAAUAUUCUUAACUAUAACCAUCAGCACCCUGAUUUUCCUAUGUCUUCAGAACAGUUUGAAAGUUAUGUACCAAAGUAUUUAGUGUAUGCCCUUGUUUGGUGUAUGGCUGGUGAUAGUAAGUUAUCCAUUCGUCAAGAGCUUAGUGAUUAUAUUCACAAGUUAACAACUAUCCCAUUGCCCUCUUCUCAAUCAGUAAUAAUUGAUUAUGAAGUUACAAUGAAUGGUGAUUGGGUUCCAUGGUCAAACAAAGUACCUCAUAUAGAAAUUGAAACGCACAAAGUUGCAUCACCUGAUGUUGUUGUACCAACAUUAGAUACUGUAAGACAUGAAUCAUUAUUAUACACUUGGUUAGCUGAGCAUAAACCUCUUCUUUUAUGUGGUCCUCCAGGAUCAGGAAAAACGAUGACUUUGUUUGCAGCUUUAAGAGCACUUCCUGAUAUGGAGGUUGUUGGUUUGAAUUUUUCAAGUGCUACAACUCCUGAGCUAAUACUAAAAACAUUUGAUCAUUACUGUGAGUAUAGAAGAACUCCUAAUGGUAUUGUUUUGUCUCCUGUUCAAAUUGGGAAGUGGUUAAUUUUAUUCUGUGAUGAAAUUAAUUUGCCAGAUAUGGAUCAGUAUGGCACACAAAGAGUAAUAUCUUUUUUACGCCAAUUAGUUGAACAAAAUGGUUUUUAUAGAACGUCUGAUCAUCAGUGGGUCUCUUUAGAAAAAAUUCAGUUUGUUGGAGCUUGUAAUCCUCCUACAGACCCAGGAAGAAAGCCAUUGUCGCACAGAUUCUUAAGGCAUGUUCCUGUUGUAUAUGUUGAUUACCCUGGUCCUUCAUCACUUGCUCAAAUUUAUGGCACAUUUAAUAGAGCUAUGUUAAAAUUAGUGCCAUCAUUAAGGGGUUUUGCAAAUCCUCUUACUGAUGCUAUGGUAGAGCUGUAUACCUUGUCUCAAUCAAAGUUUACUCAGGAAAUGCAACCUCACUACAUUUACUCACCUCGUGAAAUGACUCGUUGGGUAAGAGGAAUUUUAGAAGCAAUAAAACCAUUAGAUGAUUUGUCUGUUGAAGGUUUAGUAAGAUUGUGGGCACAUGAAGCUCUGCGACUUUUCCAUGACAGAUUAAUUUCUGAUGAAGAGAGGCGAUGGACAAAUACAAACAUUAAUCUUAUUGCAAAAAAACAUUUUCCAAAUAUUGAUUGUGAAUUAGCUUUAAAACGCCCAAUUCUUUACAGUAAUUGGCUAACAAAAGAUUAUGUCCCUGUAGACCAAGAGCAAUUAAGAGAUUUCACAAAAGCUAGACUGAAAGUGUUCUAUGAAGAAGAAUUAGAUGUGCCUCUUGUAUUAUUUGAUGAAGUACUUGACCAUGUUUUGAGAAUCGAUAGAAUUUUCCGUCAACCUCAGGGGCAUUUAUUGUUAAUUGGCGUAUCAGGAGCUGGGAAGACAACCUUAUCAAGAUUUGUAGCUUGGAUGAAUGGUUUGUCUGUUGUUCAAGUCAAGGUACAUAGAAAAUACACUGCAGAAGACUUUGAUGAAGAUUUAAGAAUUGUUCUUCGAAGGUCAGGUUGUCGUAAUGAGAAAAUAGCAUUUAUUAUGGAUGAAUCAAAUAUUUUAGAUUCAUCAUUUUUAGAGAGAAUGAAUACAUUGCUUGCUAAUGGUGAAGUUCCAGGUCUUUUUGAAGGGGAUGAGUAUUCUACUCUAAUCACUCAAUGUAAAGAAGGAUCUCAAAGAGCUGGUCUAAUGUUAGAUUCUGCUGAAGAACUUUAUAAAUGGUUUACACAGCAAGUAAUGAUUAAUUUGCAUGUUGUUUUAACUAUGAAUCCAUCUUCUGAAGGAUUAAAAAGUAGAGCAUCUACUUCACCAGCUUUGUUUAAUCGUUGUGUUCUUAAUUGGUUCGGUGAUUGGUCAACAGGAGCAUUAUAUCAAGUUGGACAGUCCUUUACAAGUAAAGUAGAUUUAGAGAGAAGUGGGUAUAAGCCACCUGAUUAUUUACCUCUGGUUUACAAAGACUUACAAAUGCCACCAAGUCAUCGUGAUGUUAUAGUAAAUGCUAUGGUUUUUGUUCAUCAAACUCUACAUGCAACAAAUGAAAGUGUUUCAGCUCGAGGUGGUCACACAGUUUCUGUCACACCAAGAAGUUUUUUGGAUUUUAUUCAUCAAUAUAUUAAGCUAUUUAAUGAAAAGAGAUCUGAUUUGGAAGAACAGCAACUACAUUUAAAUGUUGGUCUUCAGAAGAUUCGAGAUACUGUAUCUCAAGUGGAAGAAUUACAAAAAAGUUUGUCAAUGAAAAGUCAAGAAUUAGAAGCUAAAAAUGCUCUUGCUAAUCAAAAGUUAAAGCAAAUGGUCAAAGACCAACAAGAAGCAGAAAAGAAAAGAGUUACUUCUACAGAGUUGCAAUCAGAUUUAAUGCUGCAAACAGAACAAAUUAAUAUUAAAAAGGAACUUAUAAUGACAGAAUUAGCAGAGGUGGAACCAGCUUUACAAGAUGCUAAGACAGCUGUAAAAUCUAUUAAAAAAGAUAAUCUUGACGAAGUUCGCAGAUUAGGAAAUCCACCUCCAGCAAUUAAGCUAGCUUUAGAAUCUAUUUGUAUUUUACUAGGAACCCCUUCUACUGAUUGGAAAGAUAUAAGAGUUAUAUGCAGUAAAGCCACAUUUAUUCCAAGUAUUGUGAACUUUUCUACUGAUAGUCUAACUCUUGAAUCAAGAAAGCAGAUGGCUAAGUAUAUUUCUAAUCCAGAUUACACUUUUGAAAAAGUUAAUAAAGCAAGUGUUGCAUGUGGCCCUUUGGUCAAAUGGGCAAUUGCCCAAGUUAACUAUGCAACAAUGCUUCAGAAGGUUGAGCCUUUAAGAAAUGAAUUGUUCAAAAGUGAAGAAGAACUUUUGAAAAAUAAAUCCAAACUUGACUCAGUGGCAGAAAUGAUAAGUGAGUUAGAGCGCAGUAUAGCUCAAUAUAAAGAAGAAUAUGCUCUGCUGAUAAGUGAGGCUCAGACUAUUAAAGCUGAUUUAGUUUCUGUUGAGGCUAAAGUGUCACGAAGUACUGCUUUAUUACGAAGUUUAAGUACAGAAAGGAAAAGAUGGGAAUCAACUAGUAGUGGAUUUCAAACCCAAAUGGACACUGUUGCUGGUGAUGUUUUGCUCUGUUCAGCUUUUUUGGCUUAUGGAGGAUACUUUGAUCAGCAAGUGCGAUCUAGAUUAUGGUCAGCAUGGACUUCACAUCUUGAGCAAGCCUCAAUUCAAUUUAGAGAUGAUUUGGCUAGAACUGAAUAUUUGUCAACAGCUGAUGAUAGAUUAUUUUGGCAAUCUAAAUCUUUACCUGCAGAUGAUUUGUGCACAGAAAAUGCAGUUAUGCUAAAGCGACACAAUAGAUACCCUUUAAUAAUUGAUCCAUCUGGGCAAGCCACUGAAUUUAUAUUACAAGUUUUUGCUGAUAAAAAAAUUACGAAAACUAGUUUCCUAGAUGAUGCAUUCAGAAAGAACUUAGAAAGUGCUUUACGUUUUGGAAAUCCUCUUUUGGUUCAAGAUGUUGAAAGCUAUGAUCCAAUAUUAAAUCCUGUACUUAAUAAAGAACUUAGACGAACUGGUGGGAGGGUUUUGAUCACUCUUGGGGAUCAAGACAUUGAUUUAUCUCCAGCAUUUACUAUAUUUUUGUCGACCAGAGAUCCCACUAUCGAUUUUCCACCUGAUUUGUGUUCACGUGUUACAUUUGUGAAUUUCACUGUCACAAGAAGCAGCUUGCAAAGCCAGUGCUUAAAUGAAGUACUUAAAGCUGAGCGACCUGAGGUUGAUGCAAAACGUUCAGAUCUUUUAAAGCUUCAAGGAGAAUUCAAUCUCAGAUUACGUCAUUUAGAAAAGGCUUUACUACAAGCUCUUAAUGAUUCAAAAGGAAGCAUUUUAGAUGAUGAUAAGGUGAUAACAACACUGGAAACUCUUAAAACAGAAGCUGCUGAAAUAACAGAGAAAGUUGCAAAAACUGAUAAAGUUAUGAUAGAAGUUGAAGCUGUUACAGAUCAAUAUAGAAACUUAGCAUCUGCAUGUAGUAGCAUUUUCUUUACACUAGAAGGUCUUCACGUGGUACAUUUCAUGUAUCAAUAUUCUCUCAAAUUUUUUCUUGAAAUAUUUCAGUCAGUUCUUUAUAACAACCCCAAGUUAAAGGAUAAGAAGGAUCCAACAACUCGUCUUCAUUUACUAAUAGAAUGUUUGUUUCAAAGUGUUUAUGAUCGUGUUUCAAUGGGGUUGUUGCAUGAUGAUAGGAUUGCAUUUGGUAUGCUUAUUGCCAGGAUUCGUUUAAAAGGUCAAAGCCAACCUAAUUAUGAUGUUGAGUUUGACCAUUUCCUUCGAGGAAAAGAAAUUGUUGUUCAAUCUGAAAGUUUAGAUCUACAUGGAUUUUCAUUAGAUCAAAAAACAGCAUUGUUAAGACUAAGCAAAUUUAAGCCAUUUAAAGAUAUUUUAAAGUAUCUUUCAGAAAAUGAGAAGGAAUUCAAUGAUUUUGUCUGCUCACAAAAUCCAUAUGAUAAAGUACCAAAGUGUUGGGUUGAAUCAGAACCGCUAACUCCAUCCGGUGAAGUCAUGUAUAAAAUGUUGGUGUUGCAAGCAUUGAGACCGGAUAAUCUACAUGUUGCGAUGAGAGGUUUUGUUUUAUCUGUAUUAGGAAAUAAUUUCUUGCAUACAUCAGAACAAGAAAUAGAUUUAAUUCAUAUUGUCGAAAAUGAGAUCAAAGCUUCUACACCAAUGAUUUUAUGUUCAGCACCAGGGUAUGAUGUCAGUAGUAGAGUAGAUGAUUUAGUUGCAUUAACUAAUAAGCAAAUAACUUCAAUUGCAAUUGGCUCUGCUGAAGGUUUUAGCGAUGCUGAGAAAGCUAUAAAUGCUUCUAUUAAAUCAGGAAAAUGGGUUUUGUUAAAAAAUGUUCAUCUUGCCACUCAAUGGUUGGUUUCUCUUGAAAAGCGUUUGCAUUCACUUCAACCACAUCCCAAUUUCCGCUUGUUUAUGACUAUGGAGAUCAAUCCUAAAGUUCCUGUUAAUCUGCUUAGAGCUUCCAGGAUAUUUGUUUUUGAACCACCUCCUGGUAUUAAAGCAAACCUGCUUCGCACAUUUUCUACUAUUUCUUCUUCUAGAAUGUCAGAAUCGCCUGCUGAACGUCCUCGACUUUAUUUUCUUCUUGCAUGGUUUCAUGCUAUUGUACAGGAGCGUUUGCGUUACACACCCUUAGGCUGGUCAAAGUUAUAUGAAUUUAAUGAGUCUGAUUUAAGAGUUGCUUUUGAUAUGCUAGAUACUUGGAUAGCAUCUGUGUCUCAAAAUCGUGCUAAUAUUGCUCCUGAAAAACUUCCUUGGGAUGCAUUUAGCACUUUGCUGGGUCAGUCAAUCUAUGGUGGUCGUAUUGAUAAUGAUUUUGAUCAACGUUUAAUUCAGUCUUUUAUUGAACGUGUUUUUACCUUAAAGAGUUUUGACUCAGAAUUUCCUUUAGUAUCAACUUCGUCAAAAGAUAUUGUUAUACCAGAUGUUUUUAGAAGGGAGCAAUUCAUACAGUGGUGUGAAAGUUUACCAGAUUACCAACCACCGUCAUGGUUGGGUUUACCCAACAAUGCUGAAAAAGUUAUUCUGACAAAUUUAUCAGAAGCAACUACCUCAAAGAUAUUAAAAAUGCGGCUAACAGCAGAAGAUGAUGAACUUGCUUAUGUUCCUGAUGAACAAAAAAUGGAUAAGGGGUUAGGUAUUGAUGUAAGACCUCAAUGGAUGAAAGAUUUACAUCAGUCUGUUAAAGGAUGGUUGCAUAUUUUGCCUGAUAAGAUUCUUGCCAUUAAGCGUACUGUUGAAAACAUCAAAGAUCCCCUUUAUAGAUUUUUUGAAAGAGAAAUAAAUGUAGGUGUCAAAUUACUUACUACUGUGCGCAAUGAUCUUGGGCAAGUUAUUGAUGUUUGUGAAGGUAAUAGCAAACAAACCAAUGAUCUUAGAAACUUAAUCGAUACUAUAGUAAAAGGAAUUAUACCAAAAUCUUGGAACAGAUUUACGUUUCCUGAAGGAUUAACAGUUAUACAGUGGGUUGUAGACUUAUCGGAGCGAAUGAAGCAGUUGCAAAGUAUUUCUCGUGUUGCGAAUGCUAGUGGAGCUAAAGAGUUGCGAAACAUUAAAGUCUGGUUAGGCGGUCUUUUUAUUCCUGAAGCCUACAUUACAGCAACACGUCAGUAUAUCGCUCAAGCAAAUCAAUGGUCGUUGGAAGAGCUUUAUUUAAAGGUUUCUAUUGUUGAUGAUUUCGCUGCGAUUCAGAGUGUUUCAGACAGUGGAUUUGUCAUUACUGGACUAAAACUUCAAGGUGCAACUUGUUUGGGCAAUAAAUUACAAAUUGCUGACACAAUGAUGACAGACUUACCAGAAACUAGCUUGCACUGGAUAAAAAUGGAUUCUAUGACUUUAGGCAAAACCAAAGUUGACGGUAUUACAUUGCCGGUUUAUUUAAACCAAACCAGGAAAGAUUUACUUUUUACAGUAGAUAUGGAGUCAAAUGGAGAUGUCCCUAAACGUGUUUUUUAUGAACGAGGAGUUGCUUUUAUUUCAUCAAAUUUGUCUGGCUAAAAACACGUUUAAAAUUUUUUUAAAAAUUAACAAAUUAAAAAUGAA
Molecule: messenger RNA, 14010 nt
Organism: Hydra vulgaris (swiftwater hydra)
Lineage: Eukaryota; Metazoa; Cnidaria; Hydrozoa; Anthoathecata; Hydridae
Source: RefSeq, a predicted model, not a curated record